CCCACCUCAUCCUCGUUCACAUAUCUGAGGCUUUAAGCUGCUGCUGUCUAUUUUUGGUACAUUUUAUAGAGGCCAUUUUUUUCCCCUCGCUGCCUCUCCGCUCCAUCUUUAUGUUGUCAGGGAUAUUUCCGCGGGUUCCCCCCCUGCUGUGCGCGGGAGGUGCGUGCGGGAUGCGGGCAUCGUAGGAUUAAAGCGUCUCAAUGGAAGACAUCUUCCUGCGAGGAGAAGAAGGAGAAGGAGAAGAAGGAGUGAGGCUCGUUUCCUCCCGCACCGAGAGAGGGAUGCUGUUCUUACACAUGAGGAUCUGAGGCCCCGGGCACCGGGAGACAGCCUGUCAUCCGGGAGACAAAUACCAGAACCGAGCCUUACUUCUGCAGCAGAGAGCAUUUUGGACCUGCAGUGAGGGGGUGAGGGUGUGAUGGAGUCCAGGAGGAGAGCGCAUUAAUCACAAGGUUCCUCCUGAAGUGAGACUCUCCGGUCCUUCCGAAUCUCUCCCUCCAGACGACCCCUCAGCCCUUCCUCCAUCCUGCUGCUGACCCUCCUCCCAAAGCAUCAUGGGCACGGUGCUGUCUCUGUCGCCCAGCUACCGGAAGGCGGCGCUGUUUGAGGACGGCCCGGCCACGGUGGGUCAUUACACCGCGGUGCAGAACAGCAAGAACGCCAAGGAUGCCGCCGCCGCCGCAGGGAAGUCCCUCAAACGGCCGUCCAUCAUCAGCGUGCUGCCAUGGAAACGCAUCGUGGCGGUGUCAGCGAAGAGGAAGGGCUCGAAGAAGCUGCAGGCGGAGGGCGGCGAAGGCGGGAAGGGAAGCUCUCCGGACACCGCGGUCACCGUGGGCUCGGCCUCCGGCAGCCUGAAGCUGAAGAAGUCCCAGUCCUGCGCCAACCUGUCCUCCUUCUCCUCCGGCCCGGACGCCUCCGCCUCCGCCGCCGCCGCCACUGCCCACCUGCCUGUCUCCAAGACCCUCGCCAAUGUAGCCACCGCCGCCGCCAGGAAGAGCUCCCACGCCGGGGUCCAGCCUUCCGCUGCAACCGGCACGCCAAAGCGCGUCAUUGUCCAGGCGUCCACCAGCGAGCUGAUGCGCAGCCUCGGCGAGUUCCUGUGCCGCCGCUGCUACCGGCUGAAGCGCUUGUCCCCGACGGACCCGGUGCUGUGGCUGCGCAGCGUGGACCGCUCGCUCCUGCUGCAGGGCUGGCAGGACCAGGGCUUCAUCACCCCGGCCAACGUGGUCUUCCUCUACAUGCUGUGCCGCGACGUGGUCUCCUCGGAGGUGGGCUCCGAGCGCGAGCUGCAGGCCUCGCUGCUCACCUGCCUCUACCUGUCCUACUCCUACAUGGGCAACGAGAUCUCCUACCCGCUGAAGCCCUUCCUGGUGGAGGCGGAGAAGGAGGCCUUCUGGGACCGCUGCCUGGAGAUCAUCAACCGUAUGAGUGGCAAGAUGCUGCAGAUCAACACUGACCCGCACUACUUCACCCAGGUGUUCGCCGACCUGAAGAACGAGAGCAAAAAGGAGGAGGAGAAGACCAAACUCCUUAUAGGCCUGGACCGAUAAGAGGGGGGGAAGGAGGGCUAUGUGUUGAGGACUGAUGGUGCGUUCACACCGGACAGGAAGCACAUCUCUCGUCUAACCAUCGAUUGUGUUUGUCUCCAUGUAGAUACAAACUUCAACGUCCUUCGGAGACACACACCUCCCAGAGAGCUGCACUCACUGCCUCUCCCCAGUCACAAACA
This is a messenger RNA of Eleginops maclovinus (Patagonian blennie), 1729 nucleotides long. Its product is annotated as cyclin-dependent kinase 5 activator 1-like. Lineage: Eukaryota; Metazoa; Chordata; Actinopteri; Perciformes; Eleginopidae. The coding region runs from base 555 to 1550 and encodes 331 amino acids. The transcript has 3 exons. Gene Ontology annotation, biological process: brain development; axon guidance. Gene Ontology annotation, molecular function: cyclin-dependent protein serine/threonine kinase activator activity; protein kinase binding. Gene Ontology annotation, cellular component: growth cone; cytoplasm; protein kinase 5 complex. The record is from RefSeq and is a predicted model, not a curated record.